CAUUCUGAAGCAGUUAGUUGGCCAUCUGCCUGCUUGGCUCACUUGGCCUCUUCUUGCAGGGCCAGCUGGCAGGGUCACCUUUGCUGCAUCGAAGCAAACCAAUAUGCAGGAUCCAAAUGAAGAUACAGAAUGGAACGACAUCCUAAGAGAUUUUGGGAUUCUGCCCCCCAAAGAAAAGGUUAAGGAUGAAACUGAAGAAAUGGUUUUACGUUUACAGAAAGAAGCGGAAGUGAAGCCAUAUGAAAGAAUGAGCAUGGAACAACUCAAAGAAGCUGAAGAUGUAUUUGAUGAGGAAGAUAUGAAGGCUGUUGAGAUGUAUAGGAAACAACGCUUAGAAGAAUUAAAAUCUCUACAGAAGAGACAAAGAUUUGGAGAACUCAGAGAAAUUUCUGGUGAUCAGUAUGUGAAAGAAGUUACAAAUGCACAAAAAGAUGUGUGGGUUGUCAUUCAUCUAUAUAAAACAAGCAUCCCAAUGUGUUUAUUAAUUAAUAGACACCUCAGCCUGCUGGCCACAAAGUUUCCGGAAAUUAAGUUUCUAAAAGCCAUUGCAAACAGCUGUAUUGAAAAUUACCAUGACAGUUGUUUACCUACAAUAUUUGUGUAUGAGAAUGGAGAGAUAAAAGGCAAGUUCAUUGGAACUACUGAAUGUGGAGGAACAACGCUUACAGUGGAAGGACUUGAAUGGAAGCUGGCAGAGGUUGGUGCUCUAAAAACUGAUUUGGAAGAAAAUCCCAGAAAGGACGUUGUGGAUCUGAUGACAUCUUCCAUCAGGAAUGCUUCCCUAAGUGAGGACUGAACCAGUGCCAGCAGAGACUGUGAAGAGACAAUGAUUCUUAAAUAAAAAGAGUAUCUGAAGAAAACAGUUGGCAUAGCUGCACUUAUCCUUGGUCAAAUUACUGUGUAAUGAACGCUGCUCUAAAUAAAAUAAAAUAAAAUUUA
Messenger RNA from Hemicordylus capensis (graceful crag lizard), 939 nucleotides. RefSeq names its product phosducin like 2 (gene PDCL2). Gene Ontology annotation, cellular component: cytoplasm. Gene Ontology annotation, biological process: protein folding. The transcript has 6 exons. Lineage: Eukaryota; Metazoa; Chordata; Lepidosauria; Squamata; Cordylidae. The record is from RefSeq and is a predicted model, not a curated record. Bases 104 to 796 code for a protein of 230 amino acids.